CGCAUGCGCGGGGAGGCGGCGGGCACAAGGCAGCGCGCAGGGUGGCGCGGCUCUGGAAGCGCUUCGGUGUACGCGAGGCCCAAGGGCCUGGCGACCUCCUGUGCCAAGUGUAUGGAGGCCGGUGCCACCAUGGACCCCACUCUGCUGCCUCCACCUGGACCCUGUAGCCCUGAGCACCCCGAGAAGGGCCAGAGCAGCCCGUCGUUCUUGCGGCGGCAUGGUCUUCUGUCUGGAGAACAACGAGCCGCGCCGCCCUCUGCGAAGCACCAUGGUCCAUUUUCAGGCCUCGGAAGUCCAGCAGCUGCUACACAACAAGUUCGUGGUCAUCUUGGGGGACUCAAUCCAGCGGGCUGUGUAUAAGGACCUAGUGCUCCUGCUCCAGAAAGACUCACUGCUCACAGCUGCCCAGCUGAAAGCCAAGGGGGAGCUGAGCUUUGAACAGGACCAGCUGGUGGCUGGAGGUCAGCUGGGCGAACUGCACAAUGGGACGCAGUACCGGGAGGUCCGCCAGUUCUGCUCGGGUUCUGGUCACCACCUUGUGCGCUUCUACUUCCUCACCCGUGUUUACUCCGAGUACCUCGAGGGAGUCCUGGAGGAGCUGACCUGUGGGCCUGCCCCAGACCUAGUGAUCAUCAAUUCCUGCCUCUGGGAUCUCUCCAGGUACGGCCGCUGCUCAAUGGAGGCCUACCGAGAGAACCUGGAGCGGGUGUUCGUGCGCAUGGACCAGGUGUUGCCAGACUCCUGCUUGCUGGUGUGGAACAUGGCAAUGCCCCUAGGGGAGCGUGUCACUGGGGGUUUCCUUCUGCCCGAGCUCCAGCCCCUGGCGGGCUCUCUGCGGCGAGAUGUGGUUGAAGGGAAUUUCUACAGCGCCACACUGGCUGGGGAUCACUGCUUCGAUGUCCUGGACCUCCACUUUCAUUUCCGACAUGCAGUGCGGCACCGUCACCGGGAUGGCAUCCACUGGGACCAGCAUGCCCACCGCCACCUCUCCCACUUGCUUCUGACCCAUGUGGCAGAUGCCUGGGGUGUGGAGCUGCCCAAGCGUGACUAUCCGCCUGACCCAUGGAUUGAGGACUGGCCAGAGCCGGAUCAUCUCUUCCGGGGGAGCCAGGGGCAGCCCCCAGACUUCGGGGAGCAGCUGGCCUUGCCCCCGCCCUCUUCCUUGCCCCCUCCCAUGCCUUUUCCCUCCCCUCUUCCUCAGCCCUCCCCACUUCCUCUGUUUCCACCCCUGCCCCAGGAGCCCCCUUUUUUCCCAGGCCAGCCCUUCCCACCCCAUGAAUUCUUCAAUUAUAAUCCAACAGAAGACUUCUCGAUGCCACCCUAUUUAGGAUGUGGCCCUGGAGUGAACUUUGUGCCUGCCCCCCUGCCUCCACCGGUCCCCAGCUCUGUCCCCCAUGGUCAGCACCGGGGCCCUGUGGUCCACCGGGGGAUGCCACGUUGUGUUCACAACAGCCCCUAUCAUGUGCCGAGGAUGGGGGUGCCCUGCCGACAGCGGCUCAGACACUCAGACAGGCUGAUCCACACAUACAAACUGGACAGACGGCCUCCUGCCCAUUCGGGGACAUGGCCUGGGUAGACUGGCCCUUGUGCGAGAGCUGGAUGUGCCCGUGGCCCUGCAGGGCUUGCUUGCCACCCCAGGUGCUGGGCCAAGGUGUCUGCUGUGCCUGCCAUUGUUGUUGUCCAUCACUGUCACCAAUAAAGGCAUGGAAGAACA
Molecule: messenger RNA, 1714 nt
Organism: Phacochoerus africanus (Common warthog)
Lineage: Eukaryota; Metazoa; Chordata; Mammalia; Artiodactyla; Suidae
Gene: PCED1A
Product: PC-esterase domain containing 1A
Exons: 8
Coding region: 218-1576 (452 amino acids)
Source: RefSeq, a predicted model, not a curated record